Messenger RNA from Cinara cedri, 8866 nucleotides. Lineage: Eukaryota; Metazoa; Arthropoda; Insecta; Hemiptera; Aphididae. The record is from the annotation of a GenBank genome assembly.
AUGUCUUCCAAAUGGAUGUGUAUAUUAGCCUUGGGCGUUUUGAUUUUUUACUGUCAUCCGGUUAAAGGUAAUAUUUAUUCUUAAUCACCUUAUUCCUUGUUUCCUACAUAAAGUAGGUAAACUUAUUUUGUACAAUGAUUAUUAUUUUAUUAACAGGUUUGUUAUGUUUUUGUGACAUAUGCUCUGAUACUAACUUUACCUGUAGUACCGAUGGAUAUUGUUUUACGAGUUUAUCACUCAGUAAAGAUACUGGAGUAAUUCGCCAUUCUUCUCGGUAAGAUUAAUUUUGAUUUGUAGUAUGCAUAUAAAUUAGUUAUGAUUUAAUGAUUAAUUGUCUAUGAAUAUUAGGUUUAGUUAUUCAUUAUUAUCAUUGUGGUCAAUUCAUAAUGAUUUGUGUAAUACAUAUUUUAGUUUAUGUUAUGAACAAAUGUAUCAUAUUUAAUAUAAACCAUAUAAAUACCAAUUAAUAUAGGUACUCAACUAUUAUAUUACUUCCAUAUUCUACUUUCCAAUACCUAGUUUUGCAUGUAUAUGAUUUAAUUAUAUGAAAAAAUACUAUAAAACAAUUACAGAAUAUACCUAAUAUACAAAUAUUAAAAAUAUAUUUUAUUCUAUGACUUGUAUAGAUGGGAAGGCAUAUAGUAGAUUCAUCAUUAUUGGUAUAAGAAAAAUAGAAUAACUAGAAUUGAUAUAUUUUAAUGAAUUAUACAAUUAUGUGCUUAAUAGAUUUAUAUACUUAAAAGUUUAUUAUGAUUGUAUGCAAUUGUUUUGGAUCUAAGUUAUUAGAUCUAAUGAAUAAUUUUCUAUAGUAUCUUUAAUUAAAUAUGAAAACCGUUUUAUUCUUAUAUGUGAUAAGUAACAGAUUGCUAGUAACAUAUUAUGUUACUUUAGCAAUUAUGUCUGUCUAUAAAUUGCAACAUCAUUUUCUGGAUUGUUUGAAGUAUUUUCAUAAUAAUGAACUGUUAGAAUUGAUCUGUGUAUUUAUGAUUGAAAAAGUGUAUUAUCAUAUGUUAUUGUUUAGUCAUUUAAAUAAUUGCUCUUUUAUGAACCUAUUAUUGUCUUUUUAAGUUAUUCUUAAUUAAUAUAUUAAUAUACUAAAUAUUGAACUUAUUUUUUGUGUUGGAUAAUUGUACCUUUGUAUGUGAUAGUCUUGAGAGUUAAGCACAAAAGUAUGAUUUAUAGAUUUGGCAUUAUUAAUUUAAAUUGUAUAAUAUUUUUAUUUGGUUGAUUCUAGUGAACUAGAAUAUUAACACUGUUUUCUAAAAUGUAAAAUCCUAUUUUAUUUAAAAUUUUUGUUUUUUCUGUAGCAAGUAUUUUAUGUGAAUUUGUAAAGAUAUUUUACCUAUCUAAAUGAAUUAAUUAACAUAAACUAUAUUUUAUUCAGUUAUCAUAUACCUAAAUAAUUUGCUCACAUUUGAUAUUAGAUUUUGUUGAAUAACAUCUUUAAAUAUAAUAUCUUCUAUUUCACAGUUUCUUAUUUUUUUUCUUAAACCAUUUUCUUUUAAUUUAAUAUUUGCAUAUACCUACUUAUAAUUUGAAUAUAUGAGAAUUUAUUGACAGUGAUGUAAAGAUUUUGCAUAAAUUAAUGUUUUUUUUUUUUUAUUAUUAUCAUUAUAUAUUAUUGACACAAACAACUGUUGUAGUAUAUUUAGGAUUUGAAGUAUGUAACAUUUUUAGUUAGAACUGCUUUUAUAAUGAUUUUCAAAUAAUGUUGAAAAUAAAAAGUGAAAUAAAAUCUUACUAUAAAAGAAUGACAGCAGUUUAUUUGAUAACUACCACAAUUUAUAUUAUUACCAGACAUAGAAACAUUAAUUUGUUUUAUUUAUAUGAAAUCUACAAUCUGUACCACUUGGGCACUAUAAGUAAAUAUGAUACAAGUUUAAUUACAUACAAAUUAUUAAAAAUAUGUUACUGCACCUAAUAAAAUUUACAUAAUACAUGACAUUUUUGAGGAAAGCAGCCACCCAUUAGUAAUACUUUCACAAGGAACAUUAAUUUAAUUUAAAAUAUAAACUUGUAUAAAAUAAUUUAUCAACUUAUUCAAUAAAUAAUAACUUAUUUAAAUAAAUGAUUUUUUUAAACUAUAGGCCAAUCUUUAUAAUUCCGAAUUUAGCUAAGCUCUUUGAGUUUCUAGUAUACUCUAAUAUUAAAGAAGUCUACGAUCAUUAGUAGUGUUGUUUUUACUACUUAUUUGCUUGACAAUAUUGAAAAGAGUGGUUAAGUAUAUGCUUUUAAAAAAAAAAAAUUUGAAUUUAGCCAAGUGUUAUAUUAUGACCUAUUCUAGGCAUCAUUACCCAAAAUUCCACUUCUACCAUAUUAAAGGCUCCACUCUUGAAUGUGUUUUUAUUAUUAAAGAUCUCGUUAUACAUUUCACUUUUUUAUUAAAUUUUAACCACUACAUUAAUGCCACUAUCUGCAAAGCACUUAAAGUCCAUGACUUUAUAAAGUGUAAUACAAAAAUUUUAAGCUCUACCAGUUAUCUCUCUAUACUUUACUUUUCCUUUGUGCACUUGAUUUUAGAAUUUGGUGUAAUAGUUUGUUACUCUGCCUAGCAAAAGACCAGUUAAGAUUAGAAAAAGUCUGGAAUAAGUUUCUCUCAUAUAUUCCUUUUUUUCUCAAAAUUGACCAUUCCCAACAUGAUUACUCAACUGUACUACGAAUACUAAAUUUCCUAUCUUUCUCUUCUUGUCAUCUCUAUGCUGAUUCUUGUUUCGUUCAAUAUUUACUUAAUGGAUUUACGAAUGCUUCUGAUCUCCUUUCCUAUACCAAUUUCCAAGUCCUGAUCUACCCUUCAAGACAACAUACACUAUUUCAUAUCCCUACUAUCUCUUAUGGUCACAAUGAAUGCUAUGUUCUCUUAAUAAUAAAUAAUUGUUUGUUUCAUAUGCAUGAUAUAAUAAUUAAAAUGAGGGUUUAAAUUAAACGCUCUAAAAAACAAGAAAAAUGUCUUUAAAAUACAAUUUAAUGCACUUAUAAAAAAAUAUUAGAAAGUCCUCUAAAAGUUAUUUUAAACUUUGAUAAAAAAAAAAAAAAAAAACGUUUUUAUUAAGUAUACAGUAGAAUCUCGAUUAUCCAGGGUAAUGGUGGGCAGGUGGUCACACUAAUAAAUGAAAACCACAGUUAAUCAAACCUUUUUAUAAUAAUGAAUAAUAUAUACAUAUAUUGUUUAUCUUCAAUAACUAUAAUAUACCUGCAAUAAAAUAAAUAGAUAUACAUGGUCAUAUUGUUAUCAUCAAAAAUGGCAUUAAUAUGUUUGUCGAUAUCGUAUAUUAUGUGAUAUUAAAUGUUCGAUUAUAAUUAUUUAUAAUAUUAUGUACAGUCUAUACUUAUUUUACAUUUUCGGAAGAGUGAGUAUAGUUAAUCGUGAGCACAGGUAAUCAAAGUUCCACUGUAUACAUUUUUAUUGAUAAAUUAAUAUUCUUCUUCUUUUAUCUUUUUACCGUGGAAAUUAUUUCCAAAAAAUCAAUAUACAAUUUAAAUAGGUAGAUUAUAUUUGUAUGUUGUAUUUAAUAUUUUAGAUUCUAAGCAAAGUGAGAAAUGUAUUGAUUAGUAAACAACUACCAGAAAUUUUGUCUAUUCAGUUCUUUAGAAAGGUCUUUUUUGGUUUUCUAAAUUUUAUAAUAAUUAGGAAAAUGGGAAAAUUUAUAAAAUUCAUUGUUUUUAAUUUUGUUUUUUGUUUUGAUUCAGUUAAACUGAAGACUUAUAUUUGCCUUUUAUAGAUGUCGUUAAAUUUUAGCCAUAAGUUUUUUAUAUAAUUUUUAUUCGGUAGAUACUCUGUGGAUAUAAUUGUUAGACCAAACAGAAAUGCAUGAGUUGAGUUUAAUGUAGAUUUUUUUUUUUAAUAGAAUUUUAUUAUCAAAUUUUGUUGAAAAUUGUAAAUAUUACAGCCUUUUAAAACAUGUAUAACUGAAUUCCGCUUAGAAUCGACUUUUGUUUGCAAUGAUUAAUUGUUUUUACAGAUAUACAUUAAAUUUCUGUCUGUGUCCUACCUUCCCCACUUUCUACCUACAGCAGUGGAUGACCUACGUGCAAAUUAUGUCCGCCUUCUUUUAUUUUAGGUUAAUUAAACAAUUUUUGUUUUAAAAAUGAAAUUAUACCUUUUAUUAUACUGGUUUAAUAUUAUAAUUGAAAUAUUUUAGAAAUUGAUUAUCUGUUAUAAAGAACAUUGUUACCCUCAGGCAAUUUGGGAGUUUUCUCAAUAGAUUUGAUUGCUUGUCUAUUCCAUACACCACAUUUAUAUAUACAAAUUAAGUAUUGUAAACAGUUCAGUUUAUUAAAUGCCACAGACAAUAAUAAUGCAUUAUAAAUUUAUAAAUUUAGUUACAAUAUGAUAUCUAUGUAAGAUGUGAAAAUAGUUGUAUUUUCAUGGUUAUUUGAAUUGGGGACGCAAAUUUUAGAUUUGGAACAUGGCGAAGGAUCUAUUGGUUUAACACUAUGAUGUGUUUUUUUUCUGUCUGUUAGCAACUUUUCAAAAGAAAUCUCCCUCAAGUGUAGCACAUUUUUUGAAUGGAAAUUUCCUUUGUUUGGUUCUAUUCGGAGGUUAUUUUUUGAUUUUUCAAGGGCUAUUCGAAAUAAUUGGAAAAAGCCCAAAAGAAAAUUUUCAGUAAAACUGCAAAUAUUUAUGAUACUACCCGGCAUUACCAUUUUCUUUGUUUUUAAUUUGCUAACACAAUAUUUUCUAUCAGAAAUAUUGCUCCAUUUGAAAAAUUAUCAUAUAUUUUAUUUGUUGAAUUUUUAAUUUAGUUUGUGAAAAAGUAAUUCAUUUUUGAUUUUCUUUGUAUUUGUAAUAAUUAAUAAAAACCGGAAAAUGGCGAAAAAUAAAAAUUGAUAAAUUUACUGCGCUAUAUUCUUUUAUUUAAAACGUUAACUGUUUAUAUUUUGUAACAGAAAUAUCGCUCUAAUAAAAAAAAAUAACAAUUGAUUUUAUUUGUGGGUUUUUUUUAAUAAUUGAGUAAAACCGAAAAAUACAUAGGAAGUGCUGUAAAAUUUACAAAAAUUUUUAUUUUAAAUUAUGUUUUUAAUGUAAUUCAGUUAAAAAUAUUUGUAGAGACCUAAAAUGUACACAAAAAACUUAUAUUUACUUUUUCUAGACGUGAUAAAACUUUCAGAAUAUUUGAGCCAUUUAUAGGUAUUUUAAUUUUACAUAAUUUUUAUUUAGUAGGUGCUUUAUGGAUAAAAUUUUUAGACCAAACAAUAAUGCUUGAAAAUAUGACAAGAGGUUAGGUUACUGUGUGAGUCAUACUGAGUGGUUAAAAAAAUAAUUGAGCAUAAUAUAAAUUUUUUUUUUUAUGAGAGUUAAAAUCAAACUGAUAAAAAUCGUAAAUAUUAUGGCCUUUCUAAAUAUUUAUAGUAUAACCUAUCUUCGCUCCGAAUCAUUUUUCGUUAACAAUGAUUUAUUGUUGAUUACAGGUAUAAAUUAAGUACCUAACUUAAUGUAUCCCACCUUACCAAUUACUUAUAACAGUAGUUGUACCCAUCUCUAGUAUCGGCUCUUUUUUUUAGAUUCUGAGCUUAGCAAAAAAUAUAUUGGAUUUACAAUGAUGUUAAUUUUUUUUCUGUGGACAACUUUUCUACCAACAUUUUGGUCCGAUUUUCAAGCAUAGCACUUUUUCUGAAAGGAAAUCUAACCAUGGUAUUACUUUAGGGAGAUCAUUUCUUAAUUUUUCUAAUUGUUGUCAUAAUAAAUGAGAAAAAUUUAGGGAAAACGAAAAAAUUUACAUAAAUGUAUUAUCAAACUCCGCUCAGAAUCAUUUUUCAUUACUAAAGAUUAAUUGUUGUGCACAAAUAUACAUUAAAUUUCCCUUUAUAUCCUACUUUCUCAACUAAUCUAUAAUAUUAGCCCACUCAUCAUGUGAAGUAUGUCCAUAUCUUUAAUAUUAUCUUUCUGACAUAGUUUUACCUAUAUCAUUUUUAAAAGAUUGUGUUUGAGAAUUUUUAUGAGGUGCGCAUAACUAUUAUAAUUACAUGUAAAUAAAGUUCACCUAAAAAAGUCCAAAUCAUUAUAAAACAAUAGGUUUUUGGCAUGUGACUUACCUAUUUGAGUAUAGUAUUGUGACCUACCUUUUUAUUAAUCGUGUUAUAUGUAAUUUACUUGGUUUAUUUGCCUUAUUUCCCAAGUAUUAGUUAUUAUCCAAUUAGUAUUCUUACUAUAUAUUAUAACUUAUCGACACACACAAUUUGAUUUGUUAAUUUAUUGCAUCCAAUACUUGUGGUAGGUCAAGUGCAAUACUAAUUUAAAAUUCAGUUAUCCUUCUUUAAAAAAAUGUCAAAUAUUUUUGACCUUAUAUUGUAAAAAUAUGUUGACUUUUAUUUUAUUUUUAGUAGGACAAUCUAACUAUCAAACUAAUUUUUAAUACACAUUUUAUAAUAAUCAUGUAUAUAUUAUUAAUAUAUUUAUAAUUAGGAAUACUUUAAAUAAUUUGUAUUGGGAAUUGGGUUUAAGUUGUUUGCACAAGUUCCAGUUUUUUCCACCAGAAAAGCCAAAUAAUUGUUUUCAAAGAAAAUUUUUGGAUGAAUCCUCAAUGUCAUGUUGCCAAGAUCGAGAUUAUUGCAAUCGUUGGUUAUACCCAAAACUUGUUGAAGUUAAACCUACAGGUCUAUUUAUGAUUUUAUGUGUGCCCUUUUAACUGUUGUGGAGUUUCUUGAUUUUCCCAACUAAUUAUAUUAAUAUUUUAGGUAGAAAUUUAUUUUCAAAUUAAUAUUUUAUAUGUGUGUAUGUAUGUAUAUCUAUAAAAUGAAUAAUUUAAGAUGGUUGUUCCAAAAUUUUGCUGAAAUUUAAACUAAUACUAGUAGGCUAACAUUCAAGCUCAAUUGGUUUUAUUAACAUGUUUGAAAUUUGAUAACUGUGCUCGUUUUAGGUGUUUGGAGAAUAACAUUGUGAUCCCACGAGAAAAACCUUUGGUAUGUCAUUACGCUAACAAAUAUAAUGAUUCUUUUGUAACCAUGUGUUGUAAAAAUUAUGACUUAUGUAACAAAGAUCUUAAACCAACACUACAUAUUAAGCUUCCAGGUAGAGUUUGAUACUUUAUUUUCUAACAAUUGCAUGGUUAUUUUAUUGAGGAUUUUAAAUUCAUAGAUUUGUGUUUUUUAAAUUUAUGUACAAUAAAAAUAUUCAACUAGUUGCUAAUAAAAUGUUUCACCAUGAAAAUCUAUAUUUUAUCUUAUUUCUUUAAUACUUAAUACUUAAGUUAUACAGGAAUUGUUUGUAGUAUAUAUAUAUAUAUAUAUAUAUAUAUUAUUUUGCAUAAUUAUAAAACACUUAUCUAUAAAUUAGAAUCCUUUGUAUUCUUUGUAGAAAUUUAUAAUUUGUGCUUAAUAAAUAUUCAUGAAAAUAUAGAUGGUGCUGAAAAAAUUCAUAAAAAAGAGAGAUUGGGUAAAUGGGAAUUGGUUGUUAUAAUAGCUGGUCCAAUAGGUGUAGUUUGCAUAGUAGUCAUGCUUAUUAUGAAUUUUUGGGCUGGAUCUAUCAAACGUCAUAAUAUUCGAUAUUUGCCUACUCCCCGCAAUAUGGCUGCUGACCAACAACCUAUUUUAACAGCAGCUGUUUCUUUGAGAGAUAUGAUUGAAAUGACCACUAGUGGAUCAGGAUCAGGUUUGUAGUGUUAAUUUAUUAUUUUAUGUUGUUUUUGUUUUUUCUAAUUGUUAUAUUCUGUUCAAAAUUUUAGGUUUACCACUUUUGGUUCAAAGAAGUAUUGCACGUCAAAUUCAACUUGGAGUACCUAUCGGUAAAGGACGUUUUGGUGAAGUAUGGCAAGGAAAAUGGCGCGGUGAGCAAGUUGCUGUCAAAAUAUUUUCUUCCAGAGAGGAACGUUCAUGGUUUAGAGAAGCGGAGAUAUAUCAGACAGUAAUGCUUAGACAUGAUAAUAUUUUAGGAUUUAUUGCUGCUGAUAAUAAAGGUGAAAUAUUUAAAAAAAAAUUUUAUAAGAAAAAACAUUUAUAAUAUUUAUAAUUUUAGAUAACGGUACAUGGACACAAUUAUGGUUAAUUACUGAUUAUCAUGAAAAUGGAUCAUUAUUUGAUUUUUUGAAUCGAUGUACAGUAGAUACAAAUGGAAUGAUUCGCAUUGCUCUCUCAAUAGCAACUGGUCUUGCUCAUUUACAUAUGGAAAUUGUUGGAACUCAAGGUAAUGAUAAAUUAUUAAUAAGGUACCCAUCUAACUUUUAAAAUAAUUUUGUACUACAUAUAUGAUGUUUUAGGUAAACCAGCCAUUGCACACCGUGAUCUCAAAUCAAAAAAUAUUUUAGUGAAAUCCAAUGGAACUUGUGCUAUUGGUGAUUUAGGACUUGCUGUACGAUAUGAUACAUCCAUGGACACAGUCGAUAUACCAUUAAACCAUAGGGUGGGCACUAAACGAUAUAUGGCUCCAGAGGUUAAAUUAUUGUAGUAAAACUAAACAACUAAAUUUUAUAAACAAAAUAAAAUAUAUCAUUUUUUUAUUUAGGUUUUAGAAGAAACCAUUAACAUGAACCAUUUUGAUUCCUUUAAAAGAGGUGAUGUUUAUGCUUUGGGUUUAAUCCUUUGGGAAGUAACAAGGAGAUGCAAUGUUGGAAAUAUACAUGAAGAAUAUCAAUUACCAUACUAUGAUAGUGUACCAUCUGAUCCUACUAUUGAUGAAAUGCGUAAAGUUGUUUGCUUAGAAAUGAAACGACCCUCAAUACCUCAAAGAUGGAAUGCUUACCCAGUAAUAUAAAUAACUUAUUUUUUGUUUAUUUAUCUUUCUAAAUUAUUUUAUAUCUUCUAGUUUUUGCCAAACAUGAGCAAAUUAAUGCAAGAAUGUUGGUAUCAUACAGCAUCUGCCCGACUAACAGCAUUACGCAUUAAAAAAACUUUGGGUGCCAUGCAAAAUCAUAAUAUUAAUAUUAAUAUUUAA